Messenger RNA from Manis pentadactyla (Chinese pangolin), 5031 nucleotides. It is a transcript of the gene PLEKHA2, whose product is annotated as pleckstrin homology domain containing A2. The transcript has 13 exons. Gene Ontology annotation, molecular function: PDZ domain binding. Gene Ontology annotation, cellular component: membrane; cytoplasm. Lineage: Eukaryota; Metazoa; Chordata; Mammalia; Pholidota; Manidae. The coding region runs from base 280 to 1551 and encodes 423 amino acids. The record is from RefSeq and is a predicted model, not a curated record.
AAAAGAACCGAGAGACAAGAGAGAAAGGAGGGUCCGUGGGGAGAGAAGAGCGAGCGGCAGCGAGGUUGGCCGCGGGAGAGCCCCCGAGAGCGGCGGCCCGGCCGCGGGAGGGCGCGUCCCACCCCGAUGUGACCCCCUGCGCGCCCCGGCCUCUGCGCGGCGGGCGGCGAAACUUCUCUGCGGGUCCUGGCGCUGGGGCACCGGGCCCACAACGACUGCCCGGGCUGCGGGGAGGGGAGGCGAGCAGACGUCUCAGGGUGAUGUGAGCAGAGCCCAGGAAUGCCGUAUGUGGAUCGACAGAACCGAAUCUGUGGGUUUCUGGACAUCGAGGAGAAUGAGAACAGCGGCAAGUUUCUGCGGAGGUACUUUAUUCUGGACACCCGGGCCAACUGCCUUCUCUGGUACAUGGACAACCCCCAGAACCUGGCAGUUGGGGCAGGAGCCGUGGGAUCUUUGCAGCUGACCUACAUCUCCAAGGUGAGCAUAGCUACGUCAAAGCAGAAACCGAAAACCCCGUUUUGCUUUGUCAUCAACGCCCUCUCGCAGAGGUAUUUUCUGCAGGCCAACGACCAGAAGGAUCUGAAGGACUGGGUUGAAGCCCUGAACCAAGCCAGCAAAAUCACAGUACCCAAAGUUGGGGGCCUGCCCCUGACUACCGAAGUUCUCAAAAGCCUAGCAGUUCCUCAAGCCCUGGAGAAGAAGCCGCAGGUGGCCUACAAGACAGAGAUCAUCGGAGGGGUAGUGGUGCACACACCUAUCAACCAGAAUGGCGGGGAUGGGCAGGAAGGGAGCGAGCCGGGGUCCCACGCCAUCCUGCGAAGGUCACAGAGUUACAUCCCCACGACGGGCUGCCGAGCUCCCUCGGGACCCCCCCUCAUUAAGAGCGGCUAUUGCGUGAAGCAAGGGAACGUGCGUAAGAGCUGGAAACGUCGCUUCUUUGCACUAGAUGACUUUACCAUCUGCUACUUCAAGUGUGAGCAGGACCGAGAGCCACUGCGCACUAUAUUUCUCAAGGAUGUUCUCAAGACUCACGAGUGUCUGGUCAAGUCUGGUGAUCUUCUAAUGCGGGACAACCUGUUUGAAAUAAUAACAAGCUCCAGGACGUUCUACGUGCAGGCGGACAGUCCAGAAGACAUGCACAGCUGGAUUAAGGAGAUCGGGGCAGCUGUCCAGGCCCUCAAGUGCCACCCCAGAGAAAUGUCCUUUUCUAGGUCUAUUUCUUUGAUUCGAUCUGGAAGCUCCAGCCUCUCGGGUGGGCCCAACUCUGUCUUGUGCAGGGGGAGGCCACCUGGGGACGAAAAGAAAGCCCUCUGCAAAGCGCCCUCUGUGGCCUCCUGGCAGCCGUGGACACCUGUCCCCCAGGCUGGGGAGAAGCUGCUUCCAGCUGAAGAGACUCCGGAGGACUCUCUGUUCAUGCCUCGAUUGGGGGAGAGCAGUACUUCUGGAGCGCUGUCCUCCCGGACGAGGCACAGAUCGGAGCCCCAGCACCCCAAGGAGAAACCAUUUCUGUUCAGCCUCGAUGAUGAGAACAUACGGACCUCUGAUGUGUGAUGAGGCAUGGUGCCUGGGGUGGUGGGGGAGCUCAAGGAGGCCGUGACUUGGUUUCUCUACCUGUUGCUGGACAGUCAGAGGCCUUUGGCAUUCAGAUUCCUGUGGUUGCUCUGCGGAAGGGUCCACCCAGCUGACUUUAAACAAAAACCAACGCAGUGUAUUUAAUUUGGGACAGUCACUAGGUUAGACCUGUAUGCACACUCAGUGGAGAGAGUUGAGGGGCCUCUGCUUUAACGGUUCCAAGGUCUUCCUGGUGAGAGGAAGUUGGGAGUCCAAUUUCAUCCCUAACCAAGUUUUAUUUCCUUGUCCUCAUUUUAGUUUCUUCCCUUUGUUUUCAGACAAGGCACAGAAUCAGUAUUCUGAUUUUUUAUCUUGUUCCUGUUUAUUGGCUGAAGUUUGACAGAGAAGGAAGAGGGUGGGAACUAACCCACCUUAUGCCAGGUGGGGGUGGGGGUGUGGAAGACCCUGGUUCCAGCCUGGCCCGGAUAAAUUCUGGGGAGAGGUGUUCAGAUCUGGGGGCUGGCAGGUGGCUCUCAGUAUGUCCACCAGGGCAGAUCCGCCUCAUGGGACCUCCAUAGGUGAAGAAAUAGGGACCUCUUAUAAGAUGUGGGGAAAGAGUCAACCCCAGGGUAUCAGCCAGUAAUUUGGGGAAUUACUCCAUUCUGGUUUAGAUGUUCUUUGAUCCCCAAAAUACCACCCAUGCGAUUGAUAGACCGCACACCUGAGUUCUGUGUGCAGCCCGAAGGAUGACCUUGUCAGUGUUAAAUGUUACGGCUGUUCAGAAUAGAAUAGACUUUUCCCUUGAUAUGGUUUUAUUUGGAAUGUGUGGAUGGCCAGUAAGUGUACGGUAAAUCACUUGGGUGAUAGAUCUCUCUCUCAGAGUUUUAGAUUUGCUUUAAAGCAGGUGCUGGGAAGAGUUGGAUUACAGUUCAUCCAGCUAAAUGUUUUUGAUCCAUGUUUACCAGACAGAAUAAAAAAGGUCUGUUUUAGCAAAGAUGGAAUAUCUUGAAUCCUUCCUUCACAGCUCUUUUUGAUGGGCUAAUGUUAGUCUAAUUUCAAGUGCUGUGCAUUGUAUUUCCUGGCAGAGCUACUUUCUUUCUAUGCCUUGUGUUGCCCUUUGAACGAAGUCUUGUAUAACAUGUGAUCCAACCUGUAAUCUGAUGAGGCCCCAUGUAUUUAGCAGCAAAGAGAGAGAGAUGAUCUUGAGAUAUUUAUGUUUUUCAUAACAUAGAAACUGCAUAAACACAUAGAUUUAAAGGUUAUGCACUGCUGACUAGAGAUUUCCCAGGCAGGAGAGCACAGAUGAGUAUCCUACCCACAUUUUAGAAUGCACUUUCUUCCAUUUGACAAGAAGAUACUAUUUACAGGGUCGCUGGGAGAAUUUACCCAACUUAAUGUGAACUGCUACCAGGAACUUAUCAGAGUUCCCUAAAAGGAAAGAGAACUUAGAACUUAAUUCAUUUCUGUCUACAACUUUUAUCAGCCAGGUCAGUUAAUUAUAUCUUUACAUUAAAAAUUAGGGACUAGAGGAAGAGACUGAGAGAAGUAUUUUUAUAUAGGUAAGUUCUUUCCCCUCCUUUUGUCCAAACCUAAUACAGAGGUAAAAACAUGUCAUUGGAAAAUCUUUCGUGGCUUAAGGGAAAGGCUGUGUUUCUUUCAGGCAGUGUAAUUUCCUUGAAACCUAUGUCAAGUUAAGUACUUGUCUUGACUGCACUGAAUUGAAGUUACCUUGGCCUAGUGGUCAUGGUAUGAAAAAUGAAACCUAUUGGCUCACUCUCUCUCUCUUUUCCCUUUUCUGUCUGCAAACUCUUGUAUACUUCUGUCCUCAGAAAUCCUUGGUUUGGGAAUUAACUUAUGUAUGAAUGAUUGAGGUUAAAACAUACUUCAAGUAGCCUGAUUCCAAGAAGCCAUUCCAAAUUCUUCAAUAGCCUUGUCUCUGUUUUCAUCUUCAGAUCUUCCUCAAGAAAAUUCUUCAGCUAGGUCAAAGAAAGUACACAGUAAGUGAUGCUGAACUAAUGAAAAUAAAUUAGGGACUUUUUGGUAUCUUGAAACAUCCCCUAACUCAUGGAAAGAUGUCAUCUUUUGGUGUUUAAAUUGUAAAAAUCUACCCAUGUCUCUCUCUUUUAAAAAUAAACUCUGCUAGGUUACUACUGCUAAACUGGCCUUUGUAAUAAGCUGAUCAUGUUUUUUAUUUAGUAAGAUAUAUUUUGAGGAAGUGUUAAAUGAAACAUACUUGUAAGUCUGGGUUGUAUACAAGGCCUCUAAUUGGCAAAUACUUUGGGAAUUCUGACUUAGAACAUUGUUAAUGUAGUUCCAACACCAGGUAAAUAUAAUUAUCUUAAGCAAAGCCUAAAAACAUUCUCAUUCCCAAACAUUAUUUCAGAAUUAUUUUUGUGUCCAUACUUUUUACCUUCUGGCCAAUUUGAUCUGACAACUUUUUAAUGUCACUGCACAUGUGAGCCAAAGGUGGUGCAUAUGUGACCAAUACAUUCGGUUUUAAAUGUGUCAAGUAGAACCAAAUGGAAAAAAUAGGAUGGGGAUGCUGUCUAGGUUAGUAGUUAAGUUCCUAGGCUCUGGAAUAAAUCUGAAUUUAAAAAAAAACACCAAAAAGGUCUGCAUUUUCUCUGUGGGAAAACUUCUCUGAGUUGUGCUGUUUGCUUAAGACUUGAAGUGGUCUUCCCUAUGUGUAGCAGCAUUUCAGGUUUCUUCCCUGUAGCUGACCUGUGUUUACCAUCCAGUAGUUUGAAAGCUUAAGGAUUUGCUUAUUCAAGGUCAGUAAAUGGUUGGUAAGCAUAAGUUGGUAAGUUUUUUGCAUUCUGUGAGACAUCAUAAAUGUACUAAGGUGUAGUGUGACCUCAGGUAAAAAAUACUGAAGCUGCACAUCCAUUUCUGAGUAGAAUGCUGAGCUCACAUGAGAAAAAGUAAGUUUGAGGUCCAGCAUCAUAGUUCACAGGAAGCAAAAGUUUUUUUCCCUUCCUGAAUAUAGCUGUGUUCUAAGAAAGCUUAAAUGGACGAUUCAGUAAUUGAGCAGGGGAAUUUCGUUUAACCAAGGCAUCUGGAGAUAACAUUUUGGACAUUUGAGUUUCCCAAAUCAGCUUUGUUUAUAAAGGUCGAACAUGUCAAAUGGACACGUUUAUUAAAUAUUUUUUACCAACACCUUUUUUUUUCUUACUCCUGUUUUCACUGUUAUUGCCUGCGGCAGUUAGUCACUCAUGCUAGGUAGAAUUUGAAUAAAACGAAUGUGUGGCAAAAAUGUACUGUUUGACCCCUUCCCGCUCUGCUUAGGAAGGUGAGUGAUUCUGUGUUUUGAACCAGUAGGUUUCAGCUGUGAAAUGCACUCAUUGUAGGCACUGAGCUGAGUGCAUGGAAACUGUUACGCUUCUCAAAUUAUGUGAUCUUCAAAUUGGUAUGUAGCAAAAAAGUAAUUUUCUAAAACUGUUUGUUGCUUGUUUUGUAAUAAAACCAUGUGAAAUACUGAAA